Molecule: messenger RNA, 2589 nt
Organism: Dissoconium aciculare CBS 342.82
Lineage: Eukaryota; Fungi; Ascomycota; Dothideomycetes; Mycosphaerellales; Dissoconiaceae
Exons: 3
Coding region: 225-2471 (748 amino acids)
Source: RefSeq, a predicted model, not a curated record
CGGACGUCCGCGAACCCGCCGCCGACGCAUCUCGACAGCGUCAGCAGUCGCCCGAGCCGAAACCCGUCCACCGCCGCUCCCACAGCGCCUAUAACGCGACUCGGAGUCCUCACCCGGCGCUCCGGAUCUCGCGGAGGACCCACUCGGCCAUCCUGUACGCGCUCGAGGAGGCCAUCCGCAAGCCGAGGGAUUUCACCCCCGACGAGGAGGAAGAGGACGCCUCCAUGUCGGAUCUGAGCGGUGCAAGAGCAUCCAAUGGCGGCGCGCGCACCACGGGGCCUGUGCCGGUGGGAGGCACGCCCGGCGGGAUCAGAACCCCUCGUGAUGUCAUGAGGGAACGCAACGCCCGCGAGGCGCGGAGGCAAGAGGAAGAGCAGAAACGCGUGGCCGAAGAGCGGAGGAAGAGCGCCGAGCGAAGAGCAGCUGCCACGCUCGGUGCCGGAGUUCCCCGGACGAACAACAACAACAACAAUACAGCAGCGCAAUACAACCCAGACGCUGCCCUCUCAGCAGGCGGAUUCGACGGCGCUGGCGAGCGUAAGAGCCGCGGGCCCGGUGAAGUCGCCGGCACCAAUGUCCUCGGCGACCCCACCGGACGAUCUUCAAAUGAAUUCCCAAUCGGUCGAGCGCGAGGCUCGAGCGUAUCACAAGAUCAGCCACGACCCGCCACGAACACGGCCUCGUCACGGCGCGCCGCCAGCCAAUCCGCUCCGCAGCAACCACCUGCAUCAUCAGCAAACGCCAAUGGUGCGGCUCCAGCUUACGACAAUGGAUCCGGCUCACAACGCGGCACUUCAUCACAGUUCCCACACGCUUUCGAACGAUGGGAGACCCUCUCGUCACAUUGGGAGGGAAUGACUUCGUAUUGGUUACAUCGACUCGAGGCCAACACGGAAGAGGUUAAGAACACGAUCCCCAACGCGGCCACACUGAGUAGACAGAUCACCGACCUGUCCGCGGCCGGCGCCAACUUGUUCCACGCAGUGGUCGAGCUGCAGCGAUUACGCGCGAGUAGUGAGCGUAAAUUCCAGAGGUGGUUCUUCGACACCCGGGAACACCACGAGAAGCUCCUCGAGCAGAAGGCGGAGGUGGACCGGGAGCUCAAAGCCGAACGAUCAGCACGGCAGGAAGCCACGCGGCAGCAAUCGGAAGCGGCGGCGGCCGUGGAAUCCGCCAGGCGUGAGGUGAUGGACAUGAGACGGGAGCUGGUCAUCGCCAAGGACGAAGCACGGCGCGCCUGGGAAGAGCUGGGCCGGAAGAACCAGGAAUCCAUGGACACGGCCUACAGCCUGAAAGAAGGUCGCAUCACGGUCGUGCAUGGCGUGCAAGUGGUCCCCUAUUUCGGCGGCCCCAGUCGGACGGCCAGCUCGGCGCCACGACCGGCCACGCGGGAUGGUCCGCAGCAAUAUGGCAGCGUCGCCCCGGCAUCGAGCGCGGGUCAUGUGAGGAUGCAGAGCCCCGAGGAUGAACGCAACUAUUACCGGGAGGUCUCCCCGACCAACACCGACCCUUUCACCGACAGCGGUCGACAACAACAACAACAACAACUACAACAGCAGCAGCAGCAGCAACAGCAGCAGCACCAACCUCUCCACCACGAACCCGGCAAGCCAGAUCUGGCGCAGGCACCCUACCAGCCCUACCAGUCGAUCACGCCAGCUUCGGCGCAGACGACGGUCCCGACGGCAGGUGGCCCCUAUGCCGCAGAGGAUACAUCACCGCAGUACGCGCGCAGCAGCGGCCAAGCGCCGGUGACAUCGUCCUCCGCCGUGCCGACCACCACCGCUGACGCCCAACGCUUCUACCAACAUGCCGGCUCCGAGGCGUACCUCCACUCCCCCCCCGCAUCUUCGGGGCACCUGCCCCCCACGGCGGCCCCCGUCUACCACCAUCGCCGACAACAGCAGCAGCAGCCUGCCGAAGCGCGGUCGGAGGAUAGCUACAUCGACACCGCCCCAAGCGAAGACGACAACUACGACAACGAAGAAGACGACGACGACGACGACGAAACCGACGUGAUCGAGUACGCCCUCGACUCCAGCGGCAACGUCCGCCACGACGACCAAGGCCGUCCCAUCGUCUUCGCCAGCCGCGCCCGCGCCCCUCCGCCCGACGUCUCCCCCAUCGACGAACACCCGCGCUCCCACGGCCACGGCCACGAACUCGCCGCCCGCUACGCCGAAGCGAUGAUCAUCCCCGAAGCGCCCUCCGUCCCCGCCACCGCCGCCCAGGCCAUGGCGACCUAUCCCGCCCCCGCCACCACCACCUCAUCCUCCUCGUCCCACACCAGCGGCAACGCCGCCGCGGCCGCGCCCCCGGUCGACUACGAAGGCGAGGGCUACGGCGGCGCAUACGGCGACGCCGCCGCAGCAGCUGCAGGCGACCGCGGCCCCGCCCAUCACUACCCCACGCGCCUCAGCGACGUCCUCGAGGAGGAGGAGGAGCGCAGCAGUCGCCGCACCGUCGACUAGACUAGGACCGCCGGCCGCAGCCGGGGAGGGUCCGGCACCCGGCAAUCGCAAUGGCAUGGCAUCUCCGAGCGAGCGAGCGAAACACACACACAGAGAGAGAGAGAGAGAGCCCAACCUA